UCCUUCAACUGUCCACAUCUCCACAUCUUCGGCACAAAAGUCUUUCAGACACCCGACACUCACUCACUUACACACUCGGUACCACACCAACACCAACACACACCCAUCGCCAUGUUCACCAAGGUCAUCUUCGCUGCCCUCGCUGCCCUCUCUGUCGUCUCUGCCGCCCCCUCUUCCGAGAAGCGAGACCAGUCUACCGGUACCGCCACCUACUACACUGCCAACGGCGACGGCGCCUGUGGCUGGGCCAUCACCGACGACCAAGAACUCGUCGCCGUCAACUCUGCCCAGUACGACUCUUCCAAGUGUGGCCAGAAGAUCUGGGUCUGGAACGCUGCCACCCAGCGAAUCGCCUUUCCCACCGUCGCCGAUGAAUGCCCUACCUGUAGCUCUGGUGACCUCGACAUGUCCGGCACUCUCUUUUCCUACCUUGCUGAUGGCGACAUGGACCAGGGUGUCUUUGACAUGAAGUGGGGUUACUUCUAAACUCCUCCACCCCGCAACAUCAUCCAUCUUCUCUUUCGUUAUCCCUUUAGUCUUCUAUCAGAACGUUUCUCAAUGGGCAUUUGGUUUCCUAGCUAUAUAGUCUGGUACUAACUAUUAUCGCACUUGGGUCCCGCGGGCCACACACAACUUUCCGACUCUAGAAGUCACCUGUAUCAAAUUCACGCUCUUUGUAACGACGUUGAUCCGUCCUUUUUAAUGCCCAUUAUGAAUAUUCUCAUGACUAAAGA
This is a messenger RNA of Cryptococcus amylolentus CBS 6039, 734 nucleotides long. RefSeq lists its product as hypothetical. The transcript has 4 exons. The record is from RefSeq and is a predicted model, not a curated record. Bases 112 to 486 code for a protein of 124 amino acids. Lineage: Eukaryota; Fungi; Basidiomycota; Tremellomycetes; Tremellales; Cryptococcaceae.